Messenger RNA from Ectocarpus sp. CCAP 1310/34, 1248 nucleotides. Lineage: Eukaryota; Phaeophyceae; Ectocarpales; Ectocarpaceae. The record is from the annotation of a GenBank genome assembly.
AGUAAACAGCAGUACAAGCAACUCAUCACCGCACGUCUGCACCACCUUUGGCUCUUGGCACCCCGCUCUAUCUCGUCCCUCCGUAGUGGAAGCAGUGCCAGUGCCAGUACCAGCAGUGGGAAAAAGAGGACGCGAAAUGAUCCGGCUGAAGAAGAAACAAGAUGAUGAGAAGGCCGCUGAGGCAGCAGCGGCAAUGGAGAUAGACGAGGAAACACCAUCGAACGCGGCCGCUCAACCAAAAGCGGACGAGGAGAAGGCCGCAGGGAAGCUUCAUGUUCUGGGGAUUGGCGGCCGAAGGGCCAAGAGGGGUAGUGCGAAGGCAACCGGAACAAAGAAGACACCGGGAGAGAUUCGUAUACAGAAGGACAUUGCGGACUUGGAUGGCGGAAGCGUAGCAGAGAUCACUUUCCCAAACCCCAACAACCUUACUUCCUUCAAGGUCAAGGUGCAGCCGGACAGCGGGUUCUGGAAGGGCGCGUCGUACCACUUUACCUUUACUAUUCCUGCGCUGUACCCUCACGACCCACCCAAAGUGCUGUGCGAGACCAAAAUCUACCACCCCAAUAUAAACUUGCAGGGGAACGUGUGCCUCAACAUCUUGCGGGAAGACUGGAAGCCGGUGUUGGAUAUCAACGCGGUUAUCUACGGGCUCAUCUACCUGUUCUACGAGCCAAACCCCGAGGACCCCCUCAACCACGAAGCUGCAGAGCUCUACCGCGACAACAUAAGCCAAUUCGAGCGAACAGUGAAGAGGACUCUCGCAGGCUGCGUCAUGCACGGGGAGACAUUCCAACGACUGAUUUGACUUGAUGACAUCCUGCUCAGUGUAUGUUUUUGUUGUUUUUGGACGCUGAGGGUUGAGCAAAGACGUUUUGGGAAGGCUGGCUGAAGACCCUCGAUCGACUGGCUCGGUCUCCGAAGCAGCCCUUGAUCUUGCUCGGAUGGCAACUGCACAGUUGGAAGAGAAUGCUCGAAUGUAUUAUACGCGGCGGCGUUAUGCACACAAGCAUCUCCUGCGUUUUCCAGACAUGGUUUUGGACCCGCCGUGCAUUCAACGAACGUAAAUUGUGCGAUUUCGAUGAAGCCGCCAAGAGCUGGGUUCGCUCGAAAUGCAUCCUGGUCGGUAACGACAAAAGCUCUCAGACUUGCGCAACCACUACCAUAGUUGACGUGUUUUCGUAUUGUUGAGUUGCUUUCUCCGCCGUAAUGUCCCAUCUUCAUGCGGGUCUCGCACAUAAGCACCCCGGG